AUUCGAAAUUCGAAGUAAUAGUUACAACGUUCUUCUAAUUGUAAUCGUAUCUGCAUGUAAUCAUUAGGAUUGAGAAUGAAGGCAAAUUAAGUUUUGUCUCCUAAGCGGUUUAGUAGUAUUUUGAAAUUUUUAUACCUUAAAAAAGCACCGUAAACCCCGCAGGUCUUUUAGUUUAUAAUGUAUAUUUUUGCCUUCCGUGUAAAUGUUUAUUGGUAAAAUGUGUGAAACUAGUUAUACUCUUCACACAGUAGUCUGUUAAGAGUAUUAUUUUUAUUGUUAAUUAUAAGCAAAUAAACUACCUAAUAGUUUUUCUGUAGGUACAAUAAGUAUUUAAAAUUUUCUUUUAGAAUAUCCAGCCACAAGCUUACUAUUGAAUGUGCAAGGCCCGAAAAAUGCAAUCACUUGACAGGGCAUAUAAUAGUUGGUUAAGAAUUUGUGUUGGAAUGGUCAAUGAUGCUCUAAGUUGAUCAUGCCAAAAAAUGUUCAGUUGGAAAACUACAAAUAAUUGGAGAAGAAAGGUCUGGAUUAGGCCUGACGAGUUUAAUUAUAUUCCAGUGCAACUUUCGCAAUGAGAAAAUUUCAAAAUCGACAGAAAGUCCUGUUAACGACAAUUGCCCUCAUUUGUCAUUGAACAUGGGAGCAGUUUGGAGAACUCUCUCUACUGGAGGAACAUAUUCCCAUAUGUCAGUAUUUUUGGCUUGUCUAGACAUACCUAGAAUGUCAUUAAGAACAUUUCAUUGCAUAGAAUUAUUCCUAGCUAAUAAAUGGAAUGAUGAAUUAUGGCAAACUAUAGAAAAAGCUGGCAAAGAAGAAUUAAAAUUGGCUAAGGAAAAAAGAAAAAUUUAUAAAGAUGGAGUGGCAGGGACGAUAUCCUACGCAGAUUGUGGAUGGAGCCAGAGAUCUUAUGGUCAUAACUAUAAUGCUGCGUCUGGUUUGGCAAGUUAUUCAAUUUUGAACCAAUUUAAUGCCAUUUUAUAUUUUUAGGACGUCAUAAUUGACUUCAAAGAUUUUGUAUAUAGGUGUGAGAAAUAAAUAUUAUAUUGUAUGCUCCAGAGCUAUGAAUAAACAAGAAAAUCCCACGCAACAUAUUUGUUUUAAAAAUUGGGAUAAGUCUUCAGCUGCAAUGGAAACAGACAUUAUUAUUGAAGGAUUUAUUCACAGUGUUAAAAUGCGUAAGAUAAAAUAUAAAAAACUUAUUGCAGAUGCUAGUGUAUACUCCAAUAUUAUGUUAAAAGUGCAGGCAGUAUGGUAUGGAGGUAAAAAAAAUUGAAUGUGUUAACCAUGCUAUAAAAAAUUAUGGCAAAGCAUUAUACAAAUUGCAGAAAGAAACAAAAUUGGAAUCUAACGGCAGAAAAUUGUUGACUGUAUCAAAGAUAAAAGAGUUAUAAAAUAUAUCUAAAAGAAUAUUGUACGAAAAUAUGUAUGAAAAAGUGGAAGUUUUAAAGUCAGAAUUUGAAAAAGGACCAAAUCACGUUUUUGGCGAUCAUAACAAAUGCUCAAAAAGCUAUUGUAAAAGUGUUGGAAAUGUAACAAAAAGUUUAAUUUCAACCUUAGAAAGCACUGGAAGUUACUAUCACAUUAAAUCUGCAUUAGACCGUUUAGUAAAGAUGUCUGGAGGUUUGAAAGCCAAUGAAACCAAUAAUAAAGCAGAAAUGUUUAUGUCCCGUGUAAAUUUAAUGUUGGCAAAAGAUUAAAUUUAACGCAGAGGGGUUCUUUUGAAAUGAGGGCAUAUCUAGCAGCUCAGAUACAAUUUGGGAGUAGCUUGGAAAGAAAACAUCUGGGAAAACGUAACUGAAUCAACCCCAGGAGAAAACUUUAAAAAAUAUAUGGAAACUGUGAAACGUAACUAUGCAACACAUUGCAGACUAAGAGAAACAGUUUCUAGACCUAAAAGAAAGAGGAUUGUACUAGACAAUAAUAAAAAGGACUACGGAAAAAAUGUACCUACUCCAACUUUAUGCGACAGUGAAUGUACGUAUAAAAGCUUUAAGAAUAUUGGAGAGGAUGCAGGUUACAAAUGAAGAAAUUCUUAAAAUUGAAGUGAGUACUAAGGGCCAAUGGGAAAAUCCCCAUUAUAGAAGUCAACAGGUUAACAGCUUCUCUAUUUGGAGAGGUUUUGAAGAAAAGGGAGACAACUCACUGUCACAACUUGGUAAAAAAAAAGUGUAUGAAACAAAUUUUUCAUCAGAAGCAAUGGUGUAUGGUAGAGCAAAUGAGUCUGUUGCUUUGCAAACGUUUCAAAAGCAGAGGUCUUCAGCCAGAAUAUCUAUCACCUUCUGGGCUUUACAUUGAUGAAAAGUAUGGCUUUCUUGCAGCUUCUCCUGACGCACUUUUAGGAGAUAAUGCACUAAUUGAAGUGAAAUGCCUACAUAGUAUAAAAAAAUUAAAAAAAAAAUCUACUUAAAGCAGUGAAAGAGAGGAAAAUAUGUUUGUAGCUGAGACAUCAUCAAUUAUCUUUGAAACGAGCUCAUAAUUACUAUUAUCAAGUUUAGGGCCAGAUUAAUAUUGCCCAAAAAGAUAUGCGUUAUUUUAUUGUCUAUAUUAAUGAUGAACAACCAUUACCUGUGCAAGUCAUUUUAAAAGAUCAGGAAUUCUGGAAUGAAAAUGUCCAAAAAUCAAAAGAAUUUUACGAACAGUGUAUGCUUCCAAAAAUAAUAUGCAAAAAUGUACCGAAAGGUCUUAAAGCCAAAGAACCAAAUAUAAAAAGAAAUAUGUAAUUAAAAAGUGUUUUAUUAUCUUAUUUACCCACACUACUUUAUUUAGAUUAACAUAAGUCUACGUAAGUUGGCGGCAUAUGGAAAAAUUUUAAUUAUUAAUUUAAGGAAAAAAG
This is a messenger RNA of Psylliodes chrysocephalus, 2830 nucleotides long. Lineage: Eukaryota; Metazoa; Arthropoda; Insecta; Coleoptera; Chrysomelidae. The record is from the annotation of a GenBank genome assembly.